AUGGCAAAGUUCAAUAACAAGAUUUCGAUAUCUCUCAUAACUGUCAGCUUCAUCUCCCUGCCGUUAGUAUUAUUUCUCCGCAAGAAACUAUCAAUGCUUUCCAGACGCAAACGUGGGGAGAUCCCACGAAGCGAUAAUGCGCUUGAAUUAACAAACCCCGAAAAUACCGAUGACAUUCUCUCCUUCUUACGGAAUGUUUUACCCGGUUGGUCUGAUGUCAAAACCGCUGAAAUAAAGAGAGUUUCGGGUGCUCUGACAAAUAGUGUUUUCUUUGUCACUGCUUUGACAGAGACACCGAAGGCAUCACCUCGAAAAAUUCUCUUACGGGUAUACGGAACUGGAGCUGACCAGGUUAUAGACCGAGAAAGGGAACUUAAGUUCCUCGAAAUGCUGGGUUCGCUCAACAUCGGGCCUUCGAUCUUGGCCUUAUUUCAGAAUGGUAGGGUGGAACAAUUUCUGCCCUCACGGACCCUCACCAACCAAGAUAUACGAAACCAAGAAACUUCUCGCCAAAUUGCUCGCUUAAUAGCACGGCUUCAUUCGAACGUUCCUGGACCCUCAACCAAGGACGUUGUACCUGAAGUGUGGGCGAACAUAAACAAGUGGUACGACAUAGCCGUCAAGCUGACGACCACUGAAAUGAGAGAGGCGAGUAUCGAGAUACUGAAUUUGGACGCCCUUCGGGACGAGAUCAAUGAGCUUAGGCAUUAUGUUGAUAUGUUAGAUUCACCGAUUGUGUUCUCUCACAACGACGCACAGUGCGGGAAUUUUCUCCGCCUUACGGACGGGACCAACGAACUAGUAAUAGUAGACUUCGAAUAUAGUGGUUAUAACUACCGCGGCUUCGACCUCGCAAAUCAUUUUUGCGAGUGGGCGUAUGAUUAUCAUUCGGAGGAACCGCAUAAAAUGAAGCCCGACCUCUACCCUACAAUCCUCGAACAGAACAAUUUCCUCCGCGCCUACCUCGAGGUCGAAAAGAAAUCAAGAAACGACAAAAUAGAAGUGGAAUUGGCACAGAGGAGAUUAGAGUGCGAUGUCUUCUCACUUACAAGCCAUGUAUUGUGGGGACUGUGGGGAGUUCUCCAACACUACCAGAGUCAGAUACCAUUUGAGUAUCUGCCGUAUGCCGCUGGUAGGCUGGAGGAAUUUCGACGGGUGAAAGAGGGGAUUUAUAAACAAUUAAUAGAAAGUCGGGGACAAUCAAGCCAAUAA
Messenger RNA from Paraglomus occultum, 1212 nucleotides. Lineage: Eukaryota; Fungi; Glomeromycota; Glomeromycetes; Paraglomerales; Paraglomeraceae. The record is from the annotation of a GenBank genome assembly.